AUGGUCGAAUCAUUCCAUGUGACAGAUGACGACCGCCAAAUCGCCCUGUACGCCGGCAUGAUCACCUCCUCAUUCACCUUUGCUGAGUUUUCUGCGGGCAUGUUCUGGGGCCGCAUGAGUGAUCGGAUUGGUCGCAAGCCCGUCCUCAUUAUGGGCCUCGUGGGCACCACCAUCAGUAUGGUGGUAUUUGGAUUUGCGCCCAACCUAGCCACGGCGAUGGUUGCGCGCGCGCUGGGCGGCAUGUUGAACGGGAACAUCGGUGUUCUUCAGACGACGGUUGCGGAGAUCGUGACGAAAAAAGAGCAUCAGCCGCGAGCUUAUUCGAUAAUGCCUUUCGUGUGGUGUCUGGGAUCGAUCAUUGGACCGGCUAUGGGCGGCGCUUUGGCCCAGCCUUGCGACAACUACCCAGCCCUCUUUGCGCGCCGCACACUGUGGGAUAAAUUCCCGUUCCUGCUGCCCAACCUUGUUUGCAUCACCGUGCUGGUUUGCGGUAUCGUAGUCGGUUUUCUGUUUUUGGAGGAGACGCACCCGGAGAAGAAGCACCGUCGUGACCCCGGUCUCGAACUCGGCCACUGGUUGGUCAACCUGUCCUGGGGCUCGCGCGUGCAACUUCCCGAUGAUUCCGAAGUGGACGUCAAGGAAAAGUACCUUGAUGCACCGCCUGGAUACGAAACUGCCGAAUCAUCGCCUUGCCUGCGACCCGUUGAGGAUGGCGCUUCGGCUGAUUGUGACCUGGAGGGGCAAAAGAGCCCCGCGCCCAAGGCCUUUACCCGACAAGUCAUCCUCACUAUCGUUGCUUACGGCAUUCUUGCAUACCACAGUGUCUCCUUUGAUCAGCUGAUGCCGGUACUACUGAGCACACCGAGAUCCGAUGAUGACGUAGUGUUACCCCUCAAGUUUACCGGAGGCCUGGGAAUGGCCACGAAGACCAUCGGGUUUAUGCUCGCCGUGCAAGGCGUUUACUCGAUGAUCGCCCAACUGUGGCUGUUCCCAUUUGUGGUUAAGCGUUUUGGUACUUUGCGUACUUUCCGCUUCGUUUUGCUUGUAUGGCCCCCUCUCUACUUGGCCGUACCCUACCUUGUCCUUCUUCCGUCCAAGCUCCAAAUGCUUGCUGUCUAUGUGUCCUUGAUCAGCAAGAUCACAUUCCAUGUCAUCGCUUUCCCAGCCACCGCCAUCCUUUUGGCCAAUGCCGCCCCGUCUUCUAAAGUACUGGGCUCUAUCAACGGCGUUGCCGCUUCAACCGCCAGUCUCAGCCGGGCCUUUGGACCGACCAUAACCGGUCUUCUCCACUCCAAGGGCCUCAAUAGUGGAUACUCCGUGCUGGCUUGGUGGGCCUGUGGUCUUGUCUGCCUAAUCGGUGCCAUCCAAAGUUUCUGGAUGGAGGAAUCCCCGGAGCCUGAACGUUUCAAGACCUGUCAGCCUGAGGUCAGCGAGUCCGAGUUGAAGCGUGAAGCCCUCUCGGACUUUGACAACCAGGAUGAGGAAUCUUACGAGUUGCCGGAGGAAGAGCAACGUUUGCUUUCCUUGCGCUCUAGUGUCGACCAUGACUUCGACAUCUCGCAACUCAACUUGAAUGCCAUCGAUAAUAUCCCCCAUCCCCAGGGCGAUGUCACCAACGAUACCAAUGUCUAA
Messenger RNA from Penicillium digitatum Pd1, 1632 nucleotides. Its product is annotated as MFS transporter. Gene Ontology annotation, biological process: transmembrane transport. NCBI's taxonomy places the organism in Eukaryota, Fungi, Ascomycota, Eurotiomycetes, Eurotiales, Aspergillaceae. The record is from RefSeq and is a predicted model, not a curated record. Gene Ontology annotation, molecular function: transmembrane transporter activity.